Messenger RNA from Salvelinus namaycush (lake trout), 3930 nucleotides. RefSeq names its product ERO1-like protein beta. The transcript has 16 exons. Lineage: Eukaryota; Metazoa; Chordata; Actinopteri; Salmoniformes; Salmonidae. The record is from RefSeq and is a predicted model, not a curated record. Bases 347 to 1822 code for a protein of 491 amino acids. Gene Ontology annotation, molecular function: FAD binding; protein-disulfide reductase activity; thiol oxidase activity. Gene Ontology annotation, cellular component: endoplasmic reticulum membrane; endoplasmic reticulum. Gene Ontology annotation, biological process: protein folding in endoplasmic reticulum.
AUUUUUUAUUCAAUCGUCUCGGGUCGACAACUGUUUUUUUAGAUGGCAAAACUUGGGAUUUUCGGAUAUGUAAAUAUUAUUUACAACGAUUACUGGUGAUACUAGACAUUAUCACAAGUUACUUCUGAAGAUACAGUCGUACAGCUGUCAGCUUUGGUUGGAGACUUUCAUUUAUCAUUACGACAAGCGAAGAAGCUUUUCUCCGCUGUUUGUUGUUGCUAGUGCGCACUACCCAACGACGUUAGCUAGUAGCACAUCAUCAUUAGCUAGCUUGCCAACUAUCCAUCUACAUUUCAAAACUGUCCUUUGUUUUUGUUUUUCGUGGCGCGUUGCAUUUGCAUCAGUGAUGAUAAAAAACACGAUACAAUCUGCCGGACUUCUGGUUUUGUUGUGGUUGUUAUUUGGGGACUUUGUCUUUGUUCUGGGUUGGUUUCACAACAGAGUCAAAACGUACAACAACCAAUAUUCUUCCAAAGAAGAUGCUCCUGACAGUCAAGACCAGAGCUGUUUUUGUCACUUGACAGGCGUCUUGGAUGACUGCUUCUGUGACAUCGAGAGCAUCGAUGUCUUCAACAACUUCAAGAUCUACCCCCGCAUUCAGAAGCUGACCGAGAGAGACUACUUCAGGUACUACAGGGUCAACCUGAAUAGGCCCUGUCCCUUCUGGGCCGACGAUGGCCACUGCUCCAUCAAGGACUGCCAAGUGGAGCCCUGCCCAGAGAGCAAGAUUCCAGUGGGAAUUAAGUCUGGAAACUACAAUAGGUACUCCCAGGUGGCCAACGCCAACACAGACAUAGUAGAUUGUGAACAAGCCCAAGACCUGGGGGCCAUUAACAACACCCUGAGUAACUAUAGUAAAGAGGCCUUUGAGGACUGGGCCCGGCAUGAUGACGCACAGGACCACUUCUGUGAGCUAGAUGAUGAGACGUCACCAGAUGCAGACUAUGUGGACCUGCUCCUAAACCCAGAGCGCUACACUGGCUACAAGGGCCCCUCAGCCUGGAGAGUGUGGAACAGCAUUUAUGAGGAAAACUGCUUCAAGCCCAGAUCAGUGUACCGGCCCCUUAACCCACUGGUUCCGCCCAGAGGAGGAGAUGAUGACGGCGAAGGCUUCUACAACUGGCUGGAAGGUCUGUGUUUGGAGAAGAGGGUGUUCUACCGGCUCAUCUCUGGUCUCCACAGCAGCAUAAACAUCCACCUGUGUGCAGAGUACCUAUUGGACGAGGGCUGGGACAAGUCCCUGUGGGGCCCCAAUGUGCAGGAGUUCCGCCAGCGCUUCGACCCGGCCGAGACCAAGGGCGAGGGUACGCGGCGCCUCAAGAACCUCUACUUUCUCUACCUGAUCGAGCUGCGCGCCCUCUCCAAGGUGGCGCCCUACUUUGAUCGAGCCUUUGUCAACCUGUACACGGGUGACCGUCAAGAGGACCGAGCCACCAAAGAGUUACUGCUGCAGUUCUUCAACGAGACCAAAGCUUUCUCAAUGCACUUUGACGAGAAGUCCAUGUUUGCUGGGCAGAAGAUCGAAGCAAAAACGUUGAAGGAGGAAUUCCGGCUACAUUUUAAAAACAUCUCCCGGAUCAUGGACUGUGUGGGCUGCAGUAAAUGUCGACUGUGGGGGAAGCUACAGACCCAAGGGCUGGGCACAGCGUUGAAGAUCCUCUUCUCUGAGAAGGAGAUCAAGAAUCUACCGGAACACAGCCCCUCUAAGGGCUUCCAGCUGACACGGCAGGAGAUAGUGGCCUUGCUCAACGGUUUUGGGAGGCUCUCCACAAGCAUCCACCAGCUCCAUAGUUUCCGUGCCUUGCUGAAGGAGAAGAGGUAACACCCUCCAACAGCACUACCACCUCCUAGCCACCAGGUGGAGCCAGCCUAGAGGGAACUGCAAUAGUCUUAUUCCUCCCCAGAAUAAGACCAAGUUCAGGGACUUCAGGACAGACACUGAACCCCCAUCCCCUCCUCCCUCCUUCCUUCUUCCUCUAUGUAUAACUCUCCUUCUCUCCCUUUCUUUCUAAAUCUUGGUCUCGUCUUUCCAUAGAGCAUAGCGCUCAAUGUGAGAAAUCUGUACCUCAUUUAAUUUAGUUGUUUUUAAAUGUUUGUUUUUACUUUUGUGGGUGAAAGUGUUCACCAUUUCAGGCAUACUAGUUGUGAACUAGACCCAUCAGUGAGUGUGUGUGUGUGUUAUUGGUGUGUGUGUUAUUGGUGUGUGUGUUUUUUUUUGUUAUUGUUGUGUGUUUGUGAGAGAGUACUUGUUUGUCGUUGAUCGCCAGUUGCAGCUAAAUGAUAACGAGAACUAGGAUUCAUUCCAUACUUUUACGACCACAAACUUGAUAAGCAUACUGCGUUUCGCUAUCCUAGAGGUGUAACCUUUUUUCUGUGUGAGUGAGUGCAUGUAAUGAACAAACGUCUAUGUGAGUGACUGUCUGCUUUUUGCUUUUGUCUGUGCAUUUAACUGUUUAGCGGUGUUUUUAACAUCAUCUCCACGUGGCAAUCCAGUCUUUCUGCGCAUCACAAAUGUAUUAUAUAAAGCCUAAUUUAAAUGUGAAAAAGGAACGAUUUGCCGAUUGUGCAUCUGUUGACAACGAUACGCUUGCGUUACUUCUCUCAUACCUAUUCUAUUUGGUGGCAGAACGGUUCAUGGUGUUUUAUUCUUAUCCUAUUAUUUUAUUGUUUUUUAUGAGAGACGAGACUUGCCAGGGUGACGGCAAUCCCAAAUGUGUUUUCAUGGCAAUGAAAAAGCGAAACCAGUAUUUGUUUCAUAGUUCACUGAAAUAAGCCGUCAUCCUGUGAAACUGCCACGAGGGAGAAGAGUACUGUUAAAGUAUAAUGGAGAAUGCAGCCAAUGGUGUGAAAAGAAGCAACUCGAAACAAGCAGUGGGAUUUGUUCCCCCGUGAUGGUCAAGUUCACUGGGGUGUUUUGGUGAGCUUGCCAUGUAAAUCAAUUCAAAAUGGAUACGUGUAAUGGCAUUUAACGUCACACAUCCUUUUUAUACUGUCAUACCCUUUAGGGCUUGGACGAUACCAGUAUUGCGAUACUCGUUAGUAUCGUGGUAAGGAAACAAAACACAAAGCGGAUUUAACUUCUUUAGGAAAACAGCCCUAACGUUCCACACACUAUACAUGUUUUAUUUCUGUCUGAAGUAGCUAUUUCACCAUGUGGACCAAAGAUUUUACAUUGCCUUUUUUUCUAUCAUGUCAAAGCACAUUUGAGUUUUUCCGCCAGAUACGUUUUUAGUUUGUGCAUCCUCACCCCCUUGAGUAACAUUGGUUAGAAAAUGUCGCAAGCGAAGAUUGACUUAUGUGCAAAGAUCAAACAAUCGGUAGCCAUACAAUACCUGUGUAAUACUUUGUAACACAUGUUUUGUAAAAGAAAGAUCUCUAUCCAAUCAAACAAAGGUAGACAUGGGGUCCAGUAAGUAGGAAUUGAGUCAGUGGAAGCUGCCGGAUGCUUAUGCUAACAUAAAUAGGAACGCUAAUGUCGCCUUGAAAGUGAACGCUAUAGAGAUUGAACAAGCUGUUCCUUCUUUGCUUAAAAUGAAGGAAAUAGAUAAAAUAUUAUCUUAGAGGAAAAGCGUGUGUGCAUGUGUGUGUGUCUGACUGAGCCUCGCAUGCUUUCAAAAACACCAGAACGUCCUGUGCAAUCCACUUGUCUGCCUUAAAUUCCAAAAAAGUGUUUAAAAAAAAUCAUAAUAAAAAAAGCUUGAGCCUACUUUCUUGGAUGAAAUCCACAAUUUUGUCUCCAAUGAUUUCAAUGCUCUUCUGCUAGCUCUGCCUUUGUAACAUAUUCAGAUUACCCAGAAAGUUGUACUAUUUGUAAAAGGAAAAUUACUGAACUUUUUUCAAAUCUAUAUGAAUAUAUAUAUAUAGUUGCACCUGUAUUGAUGUGUAUUCUUAUUUGAUUAUAUUUAUUUGAAUAAAUAUUUCUGGUUGUCA